Messenger RNA from Ictalurus punctatus (channel catfish), 1893 nucleotides. RefSeq names its product ankyrin repeat and SOCS box containing 1 (gene asb1). The transcript is spliced from 6 exons. Gene Ontology annotation, molecular function: protein binding. The record is from RefSeq and is a predicted model, not a curated record. Lineage: Eukaryota; Metazoa; Chordata; Actinopteri; Siluriformes; Ictaluridae. Gene Ontology annotation, biological process: intracellular signal transduction; protein ubiquitination. Gene Ontology annotation, cellular component: ubiquitin ligase complex. Bases 238 to 1314 code for a protein of 358 amino acids.
CGCCUUUAGAGCAGAUUAAGAAGCGAUGGCUGACGGUGGGAAUGUUGUGGAAGGGGAAGUAGAUGAUGAUGAGCCGCCCACCAUGACCUACCCCCUGAUCACCGUGUCUGACUUGCCCAGCAGCAGCACAGCAGAAGCCAUAACUGGGGACCAUCACAAAACCACCACAGGACCGUGAUGUUAUUUGCAUGCUCAGUACAGCAGUCACACUGACAUGAUGGCGAGUGUGGCAUUGAUAUGAGUGUACCAGGUGCAGUAGUGUUGUCUGAGUUAUUAACCAGUGACAUGGUGCCAGCAGAUACUCACAGCUCCUGCGUCCACGGUUCAAUCCUCAGCUCGGGCCGUAAUCUGAAAGAAUGGCUUCAGGAGCAGUUUUGUGACAAACCUCUGGAGCAGUGUGAGGACAUGCGUCUGCAUAAUGCCGCGUAUGUGGGAGACUUGGACACCAUCAAGAGCCUGUUGCAGGAAGACAGCUUUAAACAACGGAUCAAUGAGAAGUCGGUGUGGUGCUGUGGCUGGCUGCCCUGUACGCCUCUGCGCAUAGCUGCUACUGCUGGCCAUGGCAACUGUGUAGACUACCUCAUCAACCACGGGGCCGAAGUGGACCUGGUGGAUGUCAAGGGUCAGACAGCUCUGUAUGUGGCUGUGGUUAAUGGACACCUGGACUGUGUACGGAUCUUGCUGGAGGCGGGGGCAGACCCAAACGGCAGCAGACACCACCGCAGCACGCCUUUAUACCACGCAGCCCGGGUGGGCAGGGUGGACAUCCUACAAGAACUGAUCAGGUUCAAAGCUGAUGUGGAUGUGGACCACCAGCUGGGACCGAGGCCUCUGUUCAGUGCACGCACCCUCUCCACACUGGUGGUGUGCCCUCUAUACAUCAGCGCUGCCUACCAUCAUUUACACUGCUUCAGGCUGCUCCUGGAGGCCGGAGCGAACCCCGACUACAACUACACCGGCCCCGUGAGCCGUGAAGCACUGAAUAGAGGCCUAGCCUCCUGCCUGCUGGACGCUGUGCUUAGACAUGGCUGUGAGCCGGCCUUCGUUAGACUGCUGCUGGAGCACGGCGCAGAUCCACUACUCGUGCCAUGGGAGGAACCUGACCCUGAUGCUAUGGGAAGAGUGCGCGUCAACCCUGAGGCCUUAAACAUCUAUCAAGAAGCCAGGAAACGUCCGAACAGGUUGACUGAUUUGUGUCGCGUAGCCAUUCGGCAGGUGAUGGGCAAACACCGCCUGAGGCACAUCUCCAGCCUUCCUUUGCCUGAUUCUAUCAAGAAUUUUCUGCUCCACAGAGACUUCUGUUCCCUUUCCUGAAGGAGGUGCGAAUAACACCAAAUGCUCUAAAAGCUGUAUUAUGGCCUGUACCUGUACAAGGGACUCUGGUAAGUUCUUGAGAGCUGAAGAUAAUGCUGAACGUCAGAAAAUGAUGUACAGUUCUUUGAAAUCCAGAAAGCUUUUGUCCUCUGCUAUGGUUUGUUGUUACUACAGUUGCAUUGCACUUAUGACGGUGGGAGCACAUUCCCUAAAAAAGCAAACACUACCAGUUUCAUAGCACAUCGUUCUGUGUUGCAUGUUGGUAAAAAUCUCUUUGUUUACACAAAUAUACUUACAGUAGCACAUUCUGUAAAAGUAAUAUAUUCACCUGAAUACACUGUAUAAUCUCGAAGUAAUUUUGUGAUUUUUCCGUUGUCUGUAAGACCAUUGGUCGUUUAUAUUUAAAAAAAACAAUUCUUAUAUUUCUUUUUUUGUUUAUGGUCACUGUGGAGUAAAAGUCAAAGUGCUUAAUUUAUGAUUCUUUAUGAAAUGUAUUUAUAUGAUGCUUAAACAUGUUGGUAAACCUUGCCUUUGCCUCGAAUUAAAUUCAGAUGCCUGUAAUAAACGAUAUUAUCCCCA